AUUAGGGAUAAAAGGGUUAUCAGUGUUUGUCUUGGAAAAGGAUGCAUAUGGUGCAUCAGUGUAUUAAGUGGACCAAAUCGCUGAAAAUUAAGGAAGUAAACAUAUCAAAUAUUUUACUGAUUAGAUGCUUCUGAAGGAAUACACUUUCGAUAGCAAGUGAUUAUUCCCACGGAAGAAGGGGCAGGAUUAAAUAGUUAUAUUAUCACAGAUUGUCUUUACUGUUUACACUUUGGCCUCUCAAUCUCUGACAGUUUGAUUCAAAGAUAAAACAUACGACGCCUUACAGAAACACACCAUUUUUUAGAGCAGACAGCAGUCUUUCGGAGCAUACGACAGUGACCUGCUGUAAAGCAGACGACAAAUCACAUCACACGAAGAAAGCAUUUGACCACAUUGACCAAUCUCUACUGGACAUUAAGCAGAACUCAUCCACAGCAAUACAAUUAAUAUUGCAGUAAUUAACCUUAUUUUCUUGGACACCUGCGAAGUUACCUAAGCAUGAUCGUGUGUUCUUGUAAACUUGGAGCGAGAUUAACAUAGACAGGAUGAGAUAACUAAAAAGGAUGAACUAGCUGAUGAAUUGGACUCCUAUCUACUUUUUUGACGGAAAGAAGGGAUUCACAUUUUACAGUAGAUCUUGUUCGACGAAGUUAAAAACAUUAGAAAAGUAAAUGAGGAUAGUCCCGAAGGAAACACAGAUGAGGCGUUUGGUCACGUGAAGUCUUCCAAAAAGAUGUACGGGUUACUGCUAGAAUCGGUUGAAAAUUACAUUAAAGAAACGUAUGGUGAAGAUGCCUGGGAGAGAAUUCGCAAAUUGGCCCGCGUGGAAACGAUGGCGUUUUCCACCCAUAAGAGGUACUCAGAAACAAUCAUACCAGACAUAGCUCGCGCAUGCUCUCUCGUUUUGGACAUAAAUGAAGAUGAUAUAAUGGACGCCUUCGGUGUGUCGUUUGUGAGUUUUGUUGGUCAGUAUGGAUACGAUAAAAUUCUGAGUGUUCUCGGUAGGAACAUGAGGGAUUUCUUAAAUGGACUAGACAAUCUCCAUGAAUAUUUACGAUUCAGUUAUCCAAAACUGAAACCGCCAUCAUUCUUUUGCACAAACGAAAGUACAAGCGGAUUGACACUUCAUUACAGAAGUAAGAGAAAGGGAUUCAUACACUAUGUGAAAGGACAAAUUCGACAAGUGGGAAAAUUGUUUUACAAAAUCGAAAUUGUCAUCGAUGUAGUCAGUGUAGAGAUUCAGGAGAGUACUACUCAUGUAGUAUUUAGGUUACAUUUUGAAAAUAACGCUUACAAAGAAGAAUUAGUGAAGCAGCAAGCAUUCGCUUCGAACACUCUUCCUUUGAACAGCGUGAUGUUUUUUAAUCUCUUUCCGUUUCAUAUUGUCUUCACUAGGAGUUUUGAAAUCAAAGGAAUUGGCUCAGGGAUCGCGGCAGUCUUCCCUUCAGCAAAAGGACAAAAACUUAAUACGUUAUUUACAUUGACCCGUCCACUCAUUGAUUUUAAAUGGGAUAAGAUUUUAGAACAUACAAACAACGUAUUUGAAUUGAAAUCUCACAAAUCACCCAAGAGAUCAGGGUGCCCUUUUGAAGAAAUUGCGAGAGAGGCAUUUAAAAAGGGCGCGAAAGAGGAAAAGAAAGAACGCUCUAUGAGCAGCUCCGACACACUUAGUAGUAAUGGGACAGAACAAGAGGAGACCAGAAAGGACAGUAUAGAGAAGGAAUCCUCAGACGAAGACGACGGACAUUGCAUUCACCUGAAGGGUCAGAUGAUGUACAUGAUGGAGUGGGAGUGCAUUAUAUUCUUAGCCACGCCCAUAUUGGAAGACCCUGAUGCAAUGUUCAGGACUGGCUUGUAUAUCAAUGAUCUCAGUAUGCACGACUCCAGUCGCGAUCUGGUACUGGCGGGGACCCAGCAGUCAGCAGAACUUAAACUGGCUCUGGAUCAGGAACAACAGAAAAGCAAGAUUCUAGAAGAGAGUAUGAAGAAACUAGACGCCGAGAUGAAGAGAACGGACUCGCUCCUCUACCAGAUGAUACCAAAACCAGUGGCGGAUCGACUGAGGCGGGGCGAGCCUGCAAUUACGACAUGUCAGGUUUUCGACAAUGUAACGAUUCUGUUCAGUGAUGUGGUCGGCUUCACGUCCAUUUGCAGUCAAAUUUCACCAAUGGAGGUUGUAUGCAUGCUGAAUGCCAUGUACACAAAGUUCGACCAACUCAGCGAGCGUCACGGGGUCUAUAAGGUGGAGACAAUUGGUGACGCCUAUAUGGUCGUGUCCGGCGCCCCGGAGAUAACGCCCUACCACGCCCUUAACAUCUGUAACAUGGCCCUAGACAUGAUAUCCUCAAUGGUGGAACUGUCCGAUCCCUCCACUGGGGGACACAUGAGAAUUCGUGUCGGAAUACACAGCGGGACGACGGUUGCAGGGGUGGUGGGGAUAAAGAUGCCUCGGUAUUGUUUGUUUGGGGACACCGUCAACACAGCAUCAAGGAUGGAGACUAAUGGAGAGGCUAUGAAGAUCCACAUCAGUCAAACCACCUGGGAUCACAUCAAAGACCACCCAUAUAAAGUGGAAGAACGUGGAUCCAUCCCCAUUAAGGGAAAAGGAAGUAUGAAAUCCUAUUGGUUGCUUUAUUUAGAUGCAAACGACGACGCUUUGCCAAAAUCUGUUACGAACACUCCAAAAAGGGAAUUGAAAAACACCCCGUCACUGGACAAUAGAAGUCUCUACUCUCCUAUAUCCUUUGAUGAUAUUCCAAGAAAGCGGUCCAUGGAUGCCUCUCUAGAUAUCAUCAAACAAAACGAACGAAACAAUUCACUCGAAUUGUCAUCCCAUGGUAAGAGGAAUGGUUCUCUGGAUAUGGUGACUUCUCCUUUUCGUGGAGUGGAUAAACAGGGGAAUUAUUCACCGCAGGGAGACAGACAGUUUAACUUCACUAAACCUUCCCCCGACAUCCAUAACGGUGACAGUCCAAAGGUUAAAUUUACAACGGAGAAUAACCACGGGUUAAGAGGAAACGGAAAAGGUUUUCUCGGAGAGGAGAAAAGUUCCUUGUGUCAAAUUUUGUGAAUAUUUAGAAACGAUUUAUCGCAAAGAACUGGAAAAAAUCCACAUAAUGUGUUCCCUUCCAAAACUCUUUAAUUUUGUGCGUGCCGUCUAUCAUAUGAAAACGAUAUUUCUUUUGGAAGUCAAAUGCUCACAGUCCUUUUGUUGUUUUAAUCAUCUGUGAUAUCUCUUCUCUCCAUUUCGUUUCGAUCCUUUCGUUUGAAUAUAUCAUGUAUACAUGUGUAUUUUGAAAUGGAGAGAGAAAAAUUAAUAGUAUCCUAAAUAAAUUCCUUAAUGUUUUUU
Molecule: messenger RNA, 3349 nt
Organism: Saccostrea cuccullata (small rock oyster)
Lineage: Eukaryota; Metazoa; Mollusca; Bivalvia; Ostreida; Ostreidae
Product: soluble guanylate cyclase 88E-like
Exons: 14
Coding region: 734-3070 (778 amino acids)
Biological process (GO): nitric oxide-cGMP-mediated signaling; cGMP biosynthetic process; response to oxygen levels
Cellular component (GO): guanylate cyclase complex, soluble
Molecular function (GO): heme binding; guanylate cyclase activity
Source: RefSeq, a predicted model, not a curated record